AUGUCUUACUCGGGUUCUUUUCCGCUGGGUCCCAGCCCCCGUGGCCGCUCUGCUAGCCGGCACGACGACGACAUCUUCGGCAGGCCAAGAUCCUGGUCCUCUAGGAGCAAAAGUAGACCUCGGCUUUCAGAACCUGAACUCAGCUACCGCCCGCUUGACCCCGUAUUUGGUGGCUACAGUCAUUCUCGUCCCCCCAGCCGACCCCGUCGUCCCAGCAUUUCCGUGGCUCAUACCGGGGCCUCAUUCGUCACCCCCGGGACACGCGACCCCAAUUAUCUGGACCCUGUAUUUUCCUCUCCGGCAUCCCGUACCUCUAGGUCUCCUUCCCGUUAUCCGCCUUCUGCCUCCAAGUCAGGUUCUCUCUCGUACACCUUGACCGGACUCCCUGUGGAUAACAGGGGCCGCAGCCGGUCACGGCGUAGAUCAUCUAUCAGUCUCGGCGACGCCCCAACCACAGGCAUAUUCGCACUCGACCUCGGCACGGACGAAGCACUAGGAUAUGGGCCAGACAGCAGGUCGCGGCGACCAAGACCAGCGAGUUUAGAACGACAGGUCCAUGAUCCUUUCAGGUUCCGAAGUGGAACUAGUACCUCGUGGUCCGGGUCUGGUGAACACACCUCGGGUUCGCUUGACGAGAAUCCAUUCGCACCUAGCGGAAUCUCACGACGGCCCACAGCACCUGCCUUAGAUCAGCCGUUCAAAUCCAAGUUCUUUGGCAGUGGGACCUCCUCUUCCGGGUCCGACCCUUCCGCUGCGCGGCCCCUCGAAGGAGGCAGUGAUCCGUCCCUCACCGGCCGGCGAAGAUCUCGCUCGACCGCCCGAAGCAAGGAGAGCAGCCUGUUUGGGCGUGCCAGUGGGGAGGAAGACUGGGACCUCCCACUGCCCACUACGUCUCUUAAUCGUCCUAAUGCACGCGGGGCUCCCCAAACCCGGCGUACCUCGUUCAAGUCGGGGUUUUCGGACCAGAUGGAAUACGAUGAGUAUAGCCAAGAGCACUUUCGCCCUGGGACCGACAUCCACAACCGUUACAAUGCGUACAGUGCCGACAAUCUGAACGCAACCGAUGCCAUCAUCACCUACAGCGAGAAGAAAGCCCAGAUCCCUCCACGAAAGCGGGUCACUUCCGGGCCUCACGCUGCCAUUGGUGACUCAACUAAUUACAAUCUAGGAAACACUUUUACCAUCCCCGAGCACCGAGAGCUUCGCUCCCUCGCCCACCAGAGCUUCCAGCACCGCAGAGCCGAGACCCUCGGCCGCGAGUCCUUCAACCGGGACUACGGCCGAGUCUGGGAGAAGCGGGCGCUGCAGACGGGGAACCCCAACACCGAGAACCACGAGGACGUCGCCAGAGCGAUGCACCAGAACGCCAACGAGUGGCGCGAUAUACGGGAGACGCACGCCGAGGCCCUGUUGGACCUGGGCUAUCCCGAGGCUGACCUGACCCCAUACAGUUCGUGGGGCAGCCAUGCCGCGAGUCGUGGUGGUAGUCAUCGCAGUUGA
Messenger RNA from Chaetomium globosum CBS 148.51, 1500 nucleotides. RefSeq lists its product as uncharacterized. Lineage: Eukaryota; Fungi; Ascomycota; Sordariomycetes; Sordariales; Chaetomiaceae. The record is from RefSeq and is a predicted model, not a curated record. The transcript is spliced from 3 exons. Bases 1 to 1500 code for a protein of 499 amino acids.